CAAGGGAGGCGUCGCCGCCAGUUCCCAAGGAAACCGGAUUCAACAGUUGGUGCACCUCCGUGUCGGGAGGCCUCCCUGCGCCCCUCCGCGGGCAUGUGUGCCGCCGAGGUGGACCAUCGCGUCGCCGAACGAUACCUGCUCAAGCGGAGGCUCGGGAAGGGGGCCUACGGCAUUGUGUGGAAGGCACUGGAUCGGAGGACCGGCGAGGUUGUGGCCAUCAAAAAAAUCUUUGAUGCCUUCAGGAAUAAGACAGAUGCCCAGAGGACCUUUCGGGAAAUCAUGCUGCUUCAGGAGUUUGGGGACCAUCCCAACAUCAUCCGCCUCCUGGACGUGAUCCAGGCAGAGAAUGACCGGGACAUUUACCUGGUGUUCGAGUCCAUGGACACGGACCUGAACGCCGUGCUCCGCAAGGGCACGCUGCUGAGGGAUGCCCACAAGCGCUACAUCUUCUACCAGCUCCUGCGGGCCACCAAGUUCAUUCACUCAGGACGAGUUAUCCACCGGGACCAGAAGCCAGCCAAUGUUCUUCUGGACGCCAGCUGCUCAGUGAAGCUCUGUGACUUUGGCCUCGCCCGCUCCCUCAGCGGCCUCUCCGAGGGGCCCGAGGGCCAGGCCCUGACAGAGUAUGUGGCCACACGCUGGUACCGAGCUCCGGAGGUGUUGCUGUCCUCGAGCUGGUACACCCCUGGGGUGGACAUGUGGAGCCUGGGAUGCAUCCUGGGGGAGAUGCUGCGGGGGCGGCCCCUGUUCCCCGGCACAUCCACGCUCCACCAGCUGGAACUGAUCUUGGAGGCCGUCCCGCCACCGUCCGAGGAGGAACUCCUGGCUCUCGGCUCUGGCUACAGCGCCUCGGUUCUGCAGCGCCUGGCGGCCCGGCCGAGGCAGACCCUGGAUGCACUCCUGCCGCCGGACACCCCCCCAGAGGCCCUGGACCUCCUCAGGCGACUCCUGGUGUUUGCCCCAGACAAGCGCCUCAGCGCAGCCCAGGCCCUGGAGCACCCCUACGUGGAAAGCUUCCACUGCCCGGCCCGUGAGUGGACACUAGAGGCGGAUGUGCAGCUCCCGCUGCAGGAAGGGGUCCAGCUCUCCGCCGCAGAGUAUCGCCGCCGCCUCUAUCAGGUGAUCCUGGAGCGCAGGCACGAGAGCCGCCUCCCGAGAGAGCCGCCCCGGGCGCCCCCUUUCAAACCCAAGGCCGACCCCCAGCCGCCCUCGGGCUGCCCGGCGUGGCUCCCCGGCCGCCGGCCUCAGAGGGACCCGGCUCCCACCCCCGCGCACCGAGUGAUGGCCGACACCGCCCGCCGCGCCGCUCCCGGGGCCCUUCAGCAGCGCGGGACUCCUAGCCCUGGGGCUUGGUCUCCCGACCCCACAGACGGCCCCGGCGGAGCCAAGAACCGUCCCAGGCGGAGCUCGGCCCCGCUGAACCCGCCUCCGCCCCCAGGAGGCCUCUGCAGAGGGGACGAGCCCCGGGGGGCGGCGGCAGGGCUCCCCUCCUGGGUGAAGCCCGGCGAGAGCGGACUGGCGCCCUCCCUGACCGCGCAGGCCGCUGCCCGGGUGGCCCUCCGGGCCCUGACCCGGAGUGACCGGACACAGGGCGGCGGGGCGGACGCGGCCGGCACGCGACAGGUCCCUCCCCGGCCUCCCCGGGAGGCCCAGCCUGAGCCCCGGCCCGGCCGCAGGAUGUUCAGCGCGGCCGCUUCGCAGGGGGCCCAGGGGGCCGCGCGGGCUGCACUCGGGGGCUACUCCCAGGCCUAUGGGACCGUUUGCCACUCGGCGCUGGGCUGCCUGCCCCUGCUCCCCGGACCCCGCGCCUGAGCCGCCCUGCGCGUCUUCGGCCGGCCUUCCCUGGCCUCUCAGCCCUGUGCCCCUCCCCCAGACCCUAGCGCUCCCCCCCCACCUCCCC
Phacochoerus africanus (Common warthog) is the source of this 1900-nucleotide messenger RNA. RefSeq names its product mitogen-activated protein kinase 15 (gene MAPK15). Gene Ontology annotation, biological process: intracellular signal transduction; protein phosphorylation. Bases 94 to 1812 code for a protein of 572 amino acids. Gene Ontology annotation, molecular function: ATP binding; MAP kinase activity. NCBI's taxonomy places the organism in Eukaryota, Metazoa, Chordata, Mammalia, Artiodactyla, Suidae. The record is from RefSeq and is a predicted model, not a curated record. The transcript is spliced from 13 exons. Gene Ontology annotation, cellular component: nucleus; cytoplasm.